AUCUUUCACAACAAUUUCAACAGCAAAAAGAGGAAUCUUCCAGUAAAGAGGGGUGACUUUAUCAGUUCAUGGGAAAAGCUACGUAGGCAAAGCAGCAUAAAGCAGAACCACUGGCUGAUGUUCGGGGUUCUGUCUCGGUACAGUCUUUGUGUUCACAUGGAGAAGAGAUGGUGACGACCUUCAGGGUUUGGAGAGAAGAACUGCAGCCCUGAUGAACCACCAGCCAACAGCUUCACAUUCUGGAUUUACUCUCCAGGCUGCUGCUUCACACUGAGGGUUUCUUUUUGUUGGAGCCAAGAACUUUCUCAGGUUUUGUCAAGAACAAGUUGAAGAAUUUUUUUUAUUUGGUUUUUGGGGCUACAUUUGUCCACUGGGGGAAAUUGGAUUUUUGCCAAGUAAUUUACUCAAAGACUGAAUGGAUGAACCCAGGAAAGGGAUUUCUAUGUGGUGUGGGCCUCUCCCUCCGUCUGCUUGCAUUUAAAAAGUUCACUCAACCACAGUUUUAGAUAAAAGAUGGCAGAGCAGGAAGUCCAGCAGGAUUUCGAGAAAAAACUUUCAGAUGUUCGAGUUAAGUUUGUGGAGAGAGUUUCUGAGGAAAUCCUGAAACAGCUCCUUGAUGACCUUCUAUCAGAUCGUGUCUUUAAUUACAUGGAGAUAGAGGAAAUACUGCAGAAGAACCCAAUCAGAGCAGACAAGGCCCGCAACACCAUAGAUGCUGUGAUGAAGAAAGGACAGAGAGCCUGCAGACUGAUGAUCCAACGUCUUCAUCACAUCGAUCCGACUCUGUCCAACCAGCUGGGUUUGUCCUCUGACUCCUUUGGUCCAGAUUUUGAUAUUCGGUGUCAACAGGAGCUUAAAGAGUAUCUGAAAAUGAAAUUCCAAGGUCUCUAUGAAGGCAUCGCUGAAUAUGGAAGUGAAACUGUUCUGAACCAGAUCUACACAGAGCUCCACAUCACAGAGGGGUUAACUAGAGAGGUCAACCAGGAACAUGAGGUCAGACAGAUUGAAACAGCAUGCAGGAAACAAGAAACAGCAAUCAGAAGAGAAGACAUCUUUAAAGUCCCACCUGGAAGAAAUCAACCAAUCAGAACAAUGAUGACCAUGGGAGUGGCUGGCAUUGGGAAAACACUGUUAACACAGAAGUUCACUCUGGACUGGGCUGAAGGCAAAACCCACCAAGACAUUGAAUUCAUAUUUCCAUUCACUUUCAAAGAGCUGAAUGUACUGAAAGAAGAAAAGUUCAGCUUAUUAGGACUUAUUCAUAAAUUAUUUUCUAAAACCAAAGGAAUCAGCAGCUUUGAAAGUUUCCAGGUUCUGUUCAUCUUUGAUGGUCUGGAUGAGAGUCGACUUCCUCUGGACUUUGAUGAUAAUCUGAUCCUGACUGAUGCUACAGAGUCCAGCUCAGUGGAUGUUCUGCUGACAAACCUCAUCAGGGGGAAACUGCUUCCCUCUGCUCUCCUCUGGAUAACCACACGACCUGCAGCAGCCAAUCAGAUCCCUGCUGAGUGUGUUGGCAUGGUAACAGAGGUCAGAGGGUUCACUGACCCCCAGAAGGAGGAGUACUUCAGGAAGAGAUUCAGAGAUGAUGGAGAGAAGGCCAGCAGGAUCAUCUCCCACGUCAAGGUAUCAAAAACCCUCCACAUCAUGUGUCACAUCCCAGUUUUCUGCUGGAUCACUGCUAAAGUUCUGGAGGAUGUGAUGAAGACCAGAGAGGGAGGAGAGCUGCCCAAGACCCUGACUGAGAUGUACAUAGAGUUCCUGCUGGUUCAACUCACAGUUAAGGAGGACAAGUAUAGUGGAAAAGCUGAAGAUCCAGAGAACAGGAAGCUGAUUGAGUCUCUAGGAAGUCUGGCUUUUGAUCAGCUGCUGAAGGGAAACCUGAUCUUCUAUGACAAAGACCUCAAACGUUGCGGCAUCAACAUCAAAGAUGCUGCGUUGUUCUCAGGAGUUUUCACUCAGAUGUUUAAAAGGGAAAGAGGAAGGCGGAACAUCUCCGUCUACUCCUUUGUUCAUCUGAGCAUCCAGGAGUUUCUGGCUGCCGUCUACAUGCUCCACUGCUUCACCAGCUGGAGGAAAACAAAAAUGAUCAAGAGUUUGCUGGGAAAAUAUUAUUUUUUCAUUUCUUUGGGUGAGUUCAUGAAGAAAGUCAUGGAGAAAUCCCUCAGCAGUAAAAAUGGCCACCUGGACCUGUUUGUCCGCUUCCUUCAUGGUCUCACUGUGGAGUCCAACCAGAGACUCUUAGAGGAUCUGCUGGGUCAGACAGAGAACCGUCCAGAAACCAUCCAGAGAAUCAUCACCAACCUGAAGGAGAUGAACACUGAUAGAAUCUCUGCUGGCAGAAGCAUCAACAUCUUCUACUGUCUGAUGGAGAUGAACGACGUCUCAUUUUAUCAGGAGAUCCAACGGCUGCUGGAUUCAGGGAAGGAGCUCUCAGUGACUGACUGUUCAGCUCUGGCCUUCAUGCUGCAGAUGUCAGAGGUUCUGGAUGAGUUGGACCUGGAGAAGUACAACACAUCAGAAUCAGGACGACUGAGACUGGUUCCAGCUGUGAGGAACUGCAGAAAGGCUCGACUUGGUGGCUGUGAGAUCCAAAAGGCUGAAUGUGACGUUGUGGCUUCAGCUCUGAAGUCCAACUCACAUCUGACUGAACUGGAAAUAAGUCAGAUCAUCAUAGUGGAAGGUGGAGAAUCUGAUAUGAAGAAUCUGUCUGAGAUCCUGCAGAGUUCAGUCAGUAAAGUGAAGAAUCUGAGAUUGCAGGACUGCAGGUUGUCAGAGACCAGCUGGACGUCUCUGUUCUCAGCUCUGAACUCCAACCCGACCCAUCUGACAGGAUUGGACCUGAUCAGCACCAACCUGGGAGAUUCUGGACUGAAGGAGCUCUGUGGUUUUCUACAGACUGAAGGCUGCAGACUGGAGAAAUUGGGGUAUUUUAAUUAUAGAUAUUUUCUGUGA
Molecule: messenger RNA, 2952 nt
Organism: Poecilia latipinna (sailfin molly)
Lineage: Eukaryota; Metazoa; Chordata; Actinopteri; Cyprinodontiformes; Poeciliidae
Product: protein NLRC3-like
Exons: 6
Coding region: 514-2952 (812 amino acids)
Biological process (GO): regulation of apoptotic process
Source: RefSeq, a predicted model, not a curated record